This is a messenger RNA of Moneuplotes crassus, 3960 nucleotides long. The record is from the annotation of a GenBank genome assembly. NCBI's taxonomy places the organism in Eukaryota, Ciliophora, Spirotrichea, Euplotida, Euplotidae.
ACCUUCCUAAAAACUCAUAAGAUAGAUAUGAUACCUCAGAAACACCCUAAGCAUAAGUUCAGGAUUGACAAUCCCAUGGAUAUUGACUACUUUGAUAACCAGGCCGAUCAGUUAAAAGAGAAGAAAUUAGCUCAGGAUGACGAUUCCUCAGAGCCCAAGGUUAUCAAUGUGAACCUUGAUGACUCUCACUCUAAAACUGAGGAUUGCCGAAGGAGUACAAACCAGCUUCGCUCACCUAAAACUUAUGAAGAGUACGAGAAGCCUAAAACUUACAUUAAAUAAGAUAAUCAGAGGUAAGGAAGUAGAAACCUUCAAAAAUUAUGAAGACUACAAACCUGUGAGCGAAGUCUUUGGUGGGUAUAAGCAGAGUCCCAAGAGAGAUAUGAAGAGUUACCCCAAAACUGUAGAGAACAAGUAUCUAUCAAAUUCAAUCAGCUACGAUGGCUUGCUUUCACCAAGUGAUCAUAUGGACAGAAGCAAAUGCUCGAAUUUUGUCAUAGCUCCUAGCUCCCUGAAUGCCAGAAAUUCCUCUAAGAAUUUAGGUGGGAGGAAUUCACCUAAUAGCAAGAUGCAAAACUAUACUUACUUUUCAAAGAGGAAAGGCUCACCGAAUGAAAAUAAAGCAAAUUCUACAUUUAGCCAAGAUUAUACAAUGAAGCUCAAGUUUGGCGCAGCUGAAGAGAAAAGAGUUAGAGGAGAAAGGAAAUAAUAAUGAUUACACAAUGGACUAUGAACUUGAAGAUGUGACCAACAGUCAAUUCACAGAUACUCAGAGCACCCCUAAAGAUCUAAAAAGAACUAAAAGUACAAGAAGAGUUGGCCGAAUGACCAGACCUUUAGAGAGGAAGACUAAUUUAUACACCUCUAACGGAUUUUCACUAGCUUAUUUGAGUCCUUCUAAGAAUAGGAAGACCAACCAAGAUUCUUCAAUUCACAAAAUAGAGCAGAGUAUCAGCAAAUUCGAUGACAGGAAUUCCUUUGACCCAAGACAUGCCUCUACACCAAAACAGCCUCCAUCAAUUAGCUCUGUGUAUGAAAACAAAAAGAAACUUAAUGACUAUCACAGGAACAUGAAAGGGGACAAGAGCACUAUUAGCUCCAAAAAUAUGGAUACCUGUGGUAGUGAGAAGAGCUCAGUAGCCUCCACAAAGAAUGGGAAGGUUAAUGAUUACCCUUAUCAUGGCAUCAGAAGAAUGGAGAACUUCAGUCAAAAAUUACAUACAAUUUCUAACUCUCAUGCAGCAAAAAUGCCGAACAAAGAUUCCAAGAUUCUUUCCACAAAUGAUCAUAUUAGGGAGAGGCUCGAUAGUGAUACUACUAUAAAAUAUCAACCAAUUGGUGGCUGCAAAGAAAUUUUGGAUAAUAUUACAGCCAAGGGUAAUUCUCGUAAAUACAACCCUAAAAGGCUUCAAAAAUGCAAGUCGAUCAAUGAUAACGAAAUCAAGGAUAAUAUAUCCAUAAGCAGUGCUUCGACUCAAUUCAAGAGGAAAAAGUCUGAGACUACUAAUAAAGUAAACAACAAAUCAAGCUAUACCUCCGAGAAAAAUGGCAGAGAUAAAUCUAAUUAUGGGAGCAACACAGAUCGUCCAGUAGCCAAAAAGACCACUUCAAGGUUAGGUAGCAGAAUGCGGAGUCCUAAAAAUAAGCCACCGAAAGGAAGAACUAGCAUCUAUCCAGGAACUAAAACAUCGAAUUGUUCAGGAAAAGACUCAAGCACAGCUAAGUCCUUGGAGAAGGCCAAAGCUGAGCAAAUAGAAGCACUGAAGAAGAAAGAGCUCAAGUAUAUUUCAACCAUAAAGCAGCUUGACUCUGAAGUUAAUGAUUUCAAGAAAGUUGCUGCCAAAAUGCAGCAAAGACUGCAAAAAGCAGAUGAACUCAUGAAGAAGUGUAAUCAGUUCAACCUGGUGUUCCUGAAUUAUUACAAAGAUUUUGAGAAAUUCGUGCAAGAAGAAAAUAGCAAUCAGGCAUCCUUUGAAGAAUCCAAGUAUCAGCCACUUCAAGACCAUCUGAGAGUAUGACUCAAUCUCUUAGAUUUUGAAGAACAAGAGGACGGAAGUGAAAUAAAUGAGUCAAUCUUCUCAGAACUUGACAAUCUUUGUAAAAAAUAUGAAGAGCAUUCCAAGAAGAAAUCUGAUAUUGGAUAUCAUAAAGCUUCAAAUUCAAAACUAUCCUGAGAUGAGUUCUGCAAUAUAGUAUCAUCAUCAAAUGAAGUGGAUAAGACAAAUGAGUGUUCAAGUCCGAUCUCAAUGUCUAAUAGGAGUUCUAACCGGAACGAGUCCUUCUCUUUCAACUGGGGGAACAGCUCUCAGAUUGAUAUCGAAGUCGUCAAGAAAGACUUUAUCAAACUGAGAGAGGAGAACAAAUACCUUAAGAAGAGAAUUGGAAAUACCUCUUCAAUCUCUGACCUCAAGUGAGAGAUAUGUCCAGGAUACCUUGAAAUUAUUGAUAAAUUAACUAACGAGAAAGACUCCUUGGAGGCAGAACUGGGUUUCCAAAUCUCUGAAAUCACUGAUAAAUAUGAGGAAUGUGAGGCUGAACUCAAAGCACUUAAUAUAAAACAUGACCACCAAAGAGAAGAACUUUUAGAGAAAGUAGAGCAAGAAGGAGAAUUGAGAAGUAAGGUCUCCACUUUGGAAAAGAAGAACAUAGAUCUUGAGACCACUAUUAAGAAGAUUUCAGAUUCGAAGGAUGGCUAUGAAGUGCUCAACAACACUGUUUCUGAUCUAUCCUUAGCACUGAUAGGGAAGAACAAGAAGGAUCUCUCAAAUUCUCAAAUCCAGUUGAUCAAGAACUUAUUCUCAGAUGCUCAAAUAAAGGCAGUUGAUGGAUUCAAAGAGCGGAUAAAAACACUUGAAGAUGAGAAAUCUACAAUAAUGGGCCAAUCAAAGUCCAUAGCUGCUCAAAAUAAAAUUAUGAUGAAGCCGCUCAAAAGGUACUCCAUUGCUGUUAAAGAGUGAGUAGAACUCUACAAAGUUUUAGGGCUUUCUGAAAAACUACUUACUGAUCUUGAGAAGCAAACUCAGUUACAGAAGCAUGCUAUCAGUUUUGUUCAUGAAUACGAAGAGAACGUAAAUGAGGUCCUGCCUAUGAUAAACACAUAUGCUGAUAAUUUACGUGAAAGUAUGGAAGAAAUCGGCCGAUAUAGUGAAGGCUUAGAAGUAUUGAAUGAAAAAUUUAAUAUCCAAACCAGCCCAGCUGAAAAACGUUCACCACAACAAUUUGACUACCAAGAGCUGAAUAUACCAAAUCCUUUGUGUAGUCCAGAGUCAAAUAACUACGAUUCAACCAGUAGGAUUGGGUUUUCCUCAGUUCUUAAUACUGAAAACCAAGAUAUGACUCCUAAUAAGGAUUAUGACUUCUUCAGAGAUCCUCAGUUAAAUCUGUUCCAGACCUUACAGGAUGUAGAUAAGCUUGAUCUUGACCAAGAGAAAUCUAAAGAGCUGAAGUCAAGUAAAUAAGGGCAAAAAGAAGCAUAAGAAAAAGACAGCCCAAAAGAAACGUAAAAAAAUGAUAGAGGAAACCCUUGAAGAACUAGAGAAAUUCAAUACAGAAGAAACUCCCUUUGAAGUUGCUCCACUAGAGAAUCAAAAUAAACUUGUGGCACUGGAAAACAACACUAUUAAGGAAGCCGAUGAGCACGAUGAAGAAGAUACCCAGUUUGAUAAGGAUGGUAAUAGGAUACGUAGGUCUAAUCACUCCAUGCAUGAGAGUGGCCAUAAGACAAAACAUUCAAUGAAUGACAUUAAUUUCAUUCCAGGUGACCAGUUAAAGUAUGAUAUCGAAGAAAUCCCUCAGGACCCUAAAUUUGCCAAAACUCAAGAAAUAGACUUUGACAGAGUUAUGUCUGGAGAAAAUUGCUCACAAGAGAGUGAAUCAGUCAAGGUUGAAGAGGAUCUACUUAAUGAUAGCAUCAAAUUCGAUGAUAAUCUCCUAUAAUUUUCCAAUAAUUUAUCAACAAUC